Molecule: messenger RNA, 2325 nt
Organism: Capsicum annuum
Lineage: Eukaryota; Viridiplantae; Streptophyta; Magnoliopsida; Solanales; Solanaceae
Product: protein downstream neighbor of Son
Exons: 15
Coding region: 188-2095 (635 amino acids)
Biological process (GO): nuclear DNA replication
Cellular component (GO): nucleus
Source: RefSeq, a predicted model, not a curated record
UUUCAUUUUCAUUUUCCCACUUCACUCUUCCCCCACCCAAACACCCCUCCCCCGCCGGAAAUCUCACUCCUCUGUUGCUCAGCCACCUCCGCCGCCAUCGAUUUCCGGCAAUUGAUGAUUCGAACCGUUCCAUUUCUAGGUAUUUGAACAAAAUUUAGAAGGUAUUUGCUAGUUGAAGUGGAAGGAGAUGGUGAAGGUUGCUGCUGCGGGUUUGGUACAUCAAUCAACUGGACUUAAGUUUGGUGGUGGUGGUGGUUCUAAAGUCACUACCACCACAUUGAAACGAAAAACUCCAUCGGAGUUGCGUGGAGAACAAUUGAAGAGAAAGAAUAUUGUGGAACUAGUGGAUGAAUCAACAGCUUCAAAUGGUGGCUCAUGGAGUGCUGUUCUUCCAGGGCCCAAGAGAUGCGAUGUAUCGAAGAACCCAAGAUAUGUCGAUACUCGUGUGGACGAGCUAUUUCCUGCCAGAAAAAGCAGCAUAAGGCUGAAUUUGGCUUCGAGAAAAGAAACUGGCAAGGAAAAUAUUCCUGCAGAGGAUAGUGGUAGUACUAAAAAUUGUUAUGUUCCUUCAGCUUUCCCUGCUGAGCAUCAACAGCGAUCGAAAUGCCCAGAAUUCUCUCUUGCUUCAACUGUAACUGGAAAAAAUCGUGAAGCCGAAACUUGUGGCACAAGCGAAAGGUGCAGCGAGAAUACCUUCCGCAGUGUCACUGAGCUGUCACUGGGUAGUGAAGAUGUACAUGGCCUGUCUACUGUUGAUAUGGAUAAAGCCUUAAGAGGACUGGCUACUCAUGAGCAUCUAGGUGUUGCUGCUAAAAUUUCUGAAUCCUCUGAAACUGAUGAUGGUAGAAGGGCAAAAUUUUUUUGCUCAGAAUUCCAUGUCCCAUGCAAGAUGACCCCAUUGGAUUUGACGAUGAAAACUAACAUACGAGUUUUGUCCUCAUCUUCCAUCAAUUGGUUUCAUAGGUUGAUCAAUUGUGAUACCAGCAGUGUGGUCGCGAGGUCCUCAGUUAAAUGUUUUAAGAGACAAAAGAUGACCAGUUUAUCUGAAGUGAAUUCUGUUUCCCAAGCGAUUAAUCCAGUGUCAUUGCAUUCCUGGAUGUAUCCUCAGUCUCCUAUACCGCCUUCAGUUAUAUCAGCUUUAACCUUGUCUGCUUCAGUGGGAGGGCAACUGGACUUCUUAAGUGAAAGGCAGCUAACAUGGCAGGAUUCAUUUCGAAGUUUAUAUUACAUGCUUCGGAAGAAUGUUUGCAGCAUCUUCUAUGUUUGCACUGCUCAGUUUGUGAUCAUGUUCACCAGUUCUUGUUCUGAGGAGAACAAAUGUGUUUGUAACUCGUAUAUAUCUCAGUCAACCCGGGGUUUGAGGUCAUUACUCAAAGAACAUGAUGUUUCUUAUUCUAUGCCGCUUUGCCACUCAAAGUUGGAGGAGCUUAGUACAGAAGAACUGGUUGAGCUUUCAGAGAUUGAGAAACAAAAUCUGGGCCAGACCAGGCGGCGGAGUGCAAUGUCUGAUGUGGAUAAUAGGCCGGAUUCCCUGUUGGCAUUCACUGGAAAUAAGAAUGUUCAUUCUUUAUAUGACUUCAUAUUGAACUAUCGAUAUUUCUUAACUUCUCUAACUGGUGUGGAUGUCCCUGUGCUGUAUUCACCUGUCCCAUUUGAGAAUGCUGCACUCACUGCACCUGAGGUUAGAUGCAAGGAGGUCAGAAGAGUUGAUCAGGUAGCUUUUCAAGGAAUGGAGUCGAAUGGUGCUUGUGAGCCUAAUCAACAACCAUCUUCUGGAAUGUGCUAUAGUGUUGAAAUUAAGGGUCGAUACCUUGCCCCAUGGGUAACCUCCGCUAUAUGUGAUGCUUUCAGCUCUAACAGCACAAGUUUUGAGGCUAGUUUCAUCACAGAGCCAACUUCAGUUAACUUAAAUACUAGUCUCGACAUUACUGGGAAAUGUUCCGAUCCAGAAGUUUCAGCAACUGAAGACAUGGACAAGGGUAGCCUCUGUUUCGGUAUCCCAAAUACCAAAUUUUAUUCCCAGAUACAUUCUUGUUUUCUGAAGGGGUUGAAGUACAAUGUUGGUUCUUACACUGCUUUUCUUUCACCUGUUUGACAUCCCAUAUGCAACAUAUUCUGGGUAAGUUAUAAACUGUUUUUCUCUGCAAUACAUCUUUCGUGCUGUAAAAAUUGUUCGGUAAUCAACUUUCUUUUGUCAAAUUAACAGACGCUGUUCGUCUCUUAUCUUUAAUUUUAACUGAUCUCGCAGUAUAGCUGCAUCGACAGCUAAUACAAUGUAUGAUUUGCAAAGCUCUGAUGAUCAAUGUUAUUAGAAACUUUUAAUUG